AGUCUGUUUUUAGCGUCUGAAUUGUGCGGACGUGUUUUUGUUUGGUGAAAAAAAAGAGCUGUAAUAAAAAUGAAGUUUUCCCUGGCUUUGUGCCUGCUAGCCAUUACAACCGGCAUUGUGGUUGCUGAUGAGAGCAAAGGACCCAAAGUGACCGACAAGGUUUUCUUUGACAUCACCAUUGGCGGAGAACCGGCGGGUCGCAUUGAGAUCGGUUUGUUUGGAAAAACAGUGGAGAAGACUGUAAAGAAUUUCAAGGAGCUGGCUGAAAAGCCACAAGGAGAGGGCUACAAAGGCAGCAAGUUCCAUCGCAUCAUCAAGGACUUUAUGAUCCAGGGUGGCGAUUUCACCAAGGGCGACGGCACUGGCGGCCGUUCCAUCUAUGGCGAACGUUUCGAGGAUGAGAACUUCAAGCUGAAGCAUUAUGGCGCUGGCUGGUUGAGCAUGGCCAAUGCUGGCAAGGACACCAAUGGUUCCCAGUUCUUCAUUACCACUAAGCAGACCAGCUGGCUGGAUGGUCGUCAUGUUGUCUUUGGCAAGAUUCUGUCCGGCAUGGAUGUCGUGCGCAAGAUCGAAUCAAGCGCCACAGACGCACGUGACCGCCCCGUUAAGGAUGUGGUCAUCGCUAACAGCGGCAGCAUUGCAGUGGCUGAGCCUUUCGCCGUUUCCAAGACUGAUGCCACAGAAUAAGCAAAAUAUAUACAUACAUAUGCCACACUCAUAUAUAAAUGUUUGUGGUUUUUAAACAAAAUGUCUUCUAAUUUCAAUAAUAUUGUCUUUGAACGUUCUGUAGACAGUCGUACAGCAGCAAUCGAUUUUUCUCAGCGUUUGAGUUGAGAAUUUGCAUUUAAAUUAAUAAUUAAUAAUAGCAACAAAAUUCUAUACUGUAAGC
Molecule: messenger RNA, 889 nt
Organism: Drosophila hydei
Lineage: Eukaryota; Metazoa; Arthropoda; Insecta; Diptera; Drosophilidae
Product: peptidyl-prolyl cis-trans isomerase 6
Exons: 3
Coding region: 70-687 (205 amino acids)
Biological process (GO): protein peptidyl-prolyl isomerization; protein folding
Cellular component (GO): intracellular membrane-bounded organelle
Molecular function (GO): peptidyl-prolyl cis-trans isomerase activity
Source: RefSeq, a predicted model, not a curated record